UUCCUUCCUCAGCCUCAGCAUGGAGUAGUCAGGCUGAACGGGAUGAAGCUGGAGGGGCACGGGGGGGAGAAGAUGGGAUGCCCAGCCUCUGGGGUGGUCUUCAGCCCUGCGGGUGGAGAACUGGUCCCCAGCACAGAAGUCCCUCUCUGUGCUGCGAUGCUAGCUGGUGAGGAGCCUGGGGGAAGCAGGAACAAGGGCUGCGCCAGCACUGCCACAUGCUAAUCGCUGCUUUGGCACAUCUUCAAGGAAGAGAGAAGAAAUGAGAUCUUCACGACAAUCCCCCACACUGUGUCUGGCCAGUGGUUUGUUUUCAUUGCUCUGAAAUCUAAACCUGCUCUACCUUUGAAUUGUUUAUGGGAAAGGGUCCCGUAGCCCAUGCCCAGGGCGAGCAUGUCCCCAGGGAACAGCAGCCAUGCCCUGGCUUUUCUGCUGGCAGGCAUCCCUGGGGUGGCUUGUUUCCACCACUGGGUUUUCAUUCCUUUUGGUCUGAUGUAUCUGAUUGCAAUGCUGGGAAAUGGCAUCAUCCUGCUGGUUGUGAGAGCCCAUCACAGCCUCCAUGAGCCCAUGUACUAUUUCCUUUCGAUGCUGGCCACCACAGACCUGGGCCUGACUCUGUCCACCCUGCCCACCGUGCUGUGUGUCUUUUGGUUCCGUGCCAGAGAGAUCAGCUUCCCAGUCUGCCUCGCCCAGAUGUUCUUCAUCCACGCCUUCUCCUUCAUGGAGUCCUCAGUGCUUCUGGCCAUGGCCUUUGAUCGCUACGUGGCCGUCUGCUUCCCACUGAGGUACUCCUCCAUACUCACUGGGGCCAGGAUUGUGAAGAUCGGGCUGGGGAUCAUUGGCCGAUGCACUCUGACACUGCUUCCAUUAAUCUGCCUUCUUACACGGCUGCCUUUCUGCAGGUCCCAUGUGCUUUCUCACCCCUAUUGCCUGCACCAGGACAUGAUACGGCUGGCAUGCACAGAUGCCACCUUGAACAGCCUGUAUGGCUUAACUCUAGUGUCGAUGGUGAUCCUAGACUUGCUGCUCAUCGCCUUCUCCUACACCAUGAUCAUUAGGACCGUGCUGGGCAUCACCUCCAGAGAGGAGCAGGCCAGAGCCCUAAACACUUGUGUCGCUCACUUCUGUGCUGUCCUCAUCUUCUACAUCCCUUUGGCUGGCCUCUCCAUUAUACACCGGUACGGGAAGAAUGCUGCACCCAUUAGCCAUGCUCUCAUGGCCAAUGUCUACCUUUUUGUCCCACCCGUGUUGAACCCCAUUCUCUACAGCAUGAAAAACAAAGCCAUUCGCAGGGGCUUCCUCAGGCUCCUGUGUCAAAGAGUGGCCUGUCCUGGCCAUGGCUGGAGGCAUUAAGAGGGACACUUGCCCACAUGAAAUGCCCAGAAAAAGUGCCAGGUCAAACAUAAGCAGGAGUUUAAGAGAGCUUAAAUGUAACGGGAAGAGCACCUUGCAAAUAAUGCUGACAGCUGAAUGCUGAAUGCAUCCACAGCAGGAUUUCAUCUAGGAAAUGGGUGGGCUGCUUGGUGACCAAGGUGGGCUUCAUGGCAGGUGGCUCAGAAGCUCUAGAUUAGUUUGAAAUUGGCAUGGAGGAGAGAUUACACCAAAUAAAUAUCAGUGAAUUAUCUGUAACUCCCAGGACCAGGUGUUGCUCACCUGAAUCUGGAAGGAACUUGGGUGUGAAACUGCAGAGCUGCCAGGCAGGGCGCAUGACUAUUUCAAAUGGCCAUGAUGCUGGAGGACAGGCAAUCAUCCCUUUUACUCUACCUGCAAAAAGGGGCUUCACUGAGUUCCUGAGACCUACUGACUGGGGGUGGGGGGCAGGGGGUGGG
This is a messenger RNA of Cygnus olor (mute swan), 1826 nucleotides long. Its product is annotated as olfactory receptor 51I2-like. The transcript has 2 exons. Gene Ontology annotation, molecular function: olfactory receptor activity; G protein-coupled receptor activity. Gene Ontology annotation, biological process: G protein-coupled receptor signaling pathway. The record is from RefSeq and is a predicted model, not a curated record. Gene Ontology annotation, cellular component: membrane. Lineage: Eukaryota; Metazoa; Chordata; Aves; Anseriformes; Anatidae. Bases 376 to 1350 code for a protein of 324 amino acids.